Molecule: messenger RNA, 2412 nt
Organism: Pundamilia nyererei
Lineage: Eukaryota; Metazoa; Chordata; Actinopteri; Cichliformes; Cichlidae
Product: protein NLRC3-like
Exons: 5
Coding region: 1-2412 (803 amino acids)
Molecular function (GO): protein binding
Source: RefSeq, a predicted model, not a curated record
AUGGUCAAUUUUGUAAAGACCGAGCUCAGGAAGAUCCAGAAAGUUUUGAGUGCAGAUUACCCAGAAUGCUUAGAGAGUCUGAGGGAGAAUGAUGAGAUGUUGGAGAAUGAGGACGAACAGCAAAGGAAGAGUAGCAGAGUAGCAUUUCUGAAGAUCACACUCCACUUCCUGAGGAGAAUGAAGCAGAGGAAGCUGGCUGACCAUCUUCAGAGCAGGACCCGUGCUCCAGGGUGCCAACAUGAACUCAAGUCUAACCUGAAAAAGAAGUUCCAGUGUGUGUUAGAGGAGAUUGCUAAAACAGGAAACCCAACCCUUCUGAAUCAGAUCUACACAGAGCUCUUCAUCACAGAUGGAGGGACUGCAGGGGUCAGUGAUGAAUAUGAGGUCAGACAAAUUGAAACAGCAUCCAGGAAACCAGACAGACCAGAAACUACAAUCAGACAAGAAGACAUCUUUAAAGCCUCAUCUGUUAAAGAUAAACCAAUCAGAACAGUGCUGACAAAGGGAGUGGCUGGCAUUGGGAAAACAGUCUUAACACAGAAGUUCACUCUGGACUGGGCUGAAGACAAAGCCAACCAGGACAUCCAGUUCAUGUUUCCAUUCACUUUCAGAGAGCUGAAUGUGCUGAAAGAGAAAAAGUUCAGCUUGGUGGAACUUAUUCAUCACUUCUUUACUGAAACCAAAGAAGCAGGAAUCUGCAGCUUUGAAGACUUCCAGGUUGUGUUCAUCUUUGAUGGUCUGGAUGAGUGUCGACUUCCUCUGGACUUCCACAAAACUACAAUUCUGACUGAUGUUACAGAGCACACCUCAGUAGAUGUGCUGCUGAUAAACCUCAUCAGGGGGAAACUCCUUCCAUCUGCCCACAUCUGGAUAACCACACGACCUGCAGCAGUCAAUCAGAUCCCUCCUGAGUAUGUUGGCAUGGUGACAGAGCUCAAUGGAUUCACUGACCCACAGAAGGAGGACUACUUCAGGAAGAGAUUCAAAGAUAAGAAGCAGGCCAACAAGAUCAUCUCCCACAUCAAGAUAUCUCGAAGCCUCCACAUCAUGUGCCACAUUCCAGUCUUCUGCUGGAUCACCGCUAUAGUUCUGGAGGAUGUGCUGAAAACCAGAGAGGGAGGACCGCUGCCCAAGACCCUGACUGAGAUGUACAUCUACUUUCUGUUGGUCCAGGCCAAAGUGAAGAAGAUCAAAUAUAAUGGAGGCACUGAGACAGAUCCAUACUGGAGUCCAGAGAGCAAGAAGAUGAUCAAGUCUCUGGGAAAACUGGCUUUUGAUCAGCUGCAGAAAGGAAAUCUGAUCUUCUAUGAAUCAGACCUGACAGAGUGUGGCAUCAAUAUCAGAGGAAACUCAGUGUACUCAGGAGUGUUCACACAGAUCUUUAAAGAGGAGAGAGGACUGUAUCAGGAGAAUGUGUUCUGCUUCAUCCAUCUGAGUGUUCAGGAGUUUUUGGCUGCUCUUCAUGUCCAUCUGACCUUCAUCAACUCUGGAGUAAAUCUACUGGAGAAACAGCAAACAAUAUCUAAGAUGUCCAAAGUAUUUAAAGACAAACCUAAACUGAAAGAUCUCCACCAGAGUGCUGUGGAUAAGGCCUUACAGAGUCCAAAUGGUCACCUGGACUUGUUCCUCCGCUUCCUCCUGGGUCUUUCACUGCAGACCAAUCAGACCACUCUACGAGUCCUUCUGACACAGACAGGAAGUAGUUCACAGUCUAAUCAUGAAACAGUCCACUACAUCAAGAAGAAGCUCAGAAAGAAUCUGUCUGCAGAAAAAAUGAUCAAUCUGUUCCACUGUCUGAAUGAACUGAAUGAUCGUUCUCUAGUGCAGGAGAUCCAACUGCUCCUCAGUUCAGGAAGUCUCUCCACAGAUAAACUGUUUCCUACUCAGUGGUCAGCUCUGGUAUUUGUCUUGCUUUGUUCAGAAGAAGAUCUGGAUGUGUUUGACCUGAAGAAAUACUCUGCAUCAGAGGAGGCUCUUCUGGGGCUGCUGCCUGUGGUCAAAGUCGCCAAGAAAGCCCUGUUGAGUUGUUGUAACCUGUCAGAGAGAACCUGCAAAGCUCUGUCUUCGGUUCUAAGCUCAGAAACAUGUAUUCUGGAAGAACUAGACCUGAGUAACAACAACCUGCAAGAUUCAGGAGUUAAACUUCUUUCUGCUGGUCUGAUGAGUCCAAAUUGUAAACUGGAAACUCUGAGCCUGUCAGGCUGCCUAAUCACAGAGGAAGGUUGUACUUUCCUGACGUCAGCUCUGAGCUCAAAUCAUUCCCACUUGAAAGUGCUUGACCUUCGCUACAAUCAUCCAGGAAAAUUGAAAGUGAGGCAGGGACUCAAGGAUCCACACUGGAAACUCAGGCUCGAUCAUGGUGGACAGCAGUGGUUAAAACCUGGUUUGAGGAAGUGUAAGUUUGACAAAUGA